Oncorhynchus masou masou (cherry salmon) is the source of this 1003-nucleotide messenger RNA. Its product is annotated as Golgi-associated plant pathogenesis-related protein 1-like. The record is from RefSeq and is a predicted model, not a curated record. NCBI's taxonomy places the organism in Eukaryota, Metazoa, Chordata, Actinopteri, Salmoniformes, Salmonidae. The transcript has 5 exons. Gene Ontology annotation, cellular component: extracellular region. The coding region runs from base 304 to 768 and encodes 154 amino acids.
UUACACAGAGGGAGGGAGCCUGUGUGUUACAGAGGCUGUGUUUUACAGAGGGAGAGGGAGGAUAAUGUGUGUGUGGCAAGGAAAAGGCAGGGUGUUUAAGAGUGAGAGAGGACAGAAGCAGAAGUUUUGAGAAAGACUAGUUUACUAGAGGGAGAAGUGUGAGCGAGAGGAACAAAGGCUACUGAGAAAAAUAGGAAUACAGAAAGGGAGGGAGGGAGAGAGGGACAGAAACAAAGUUCUAGCAGCUGUUUCAGACCAUCAGAGAGCGGACUGAGCCAAAGGGAACAAAAGAGUUUCUGUGUCAUGGGCAAAUCAGCUUCUAAGCAGUUUUCGGAGGAGGUGUUGCGGAGUCAUAAUGAGUAUCGUAGGAAGCACCAGACACCCCCUCUGAAGCUGAGCAGCAAGCUGAGUAGCGAUGCCACGAGGUAUGCUGAGUCUCUGGCCAGCACACGGAUCCUGAAGCACAGCGUUGAGUCCAGUAAGGGGAGCUGUGGCGAGAACCUGGCCUGGGCCUCCUAUGACCAGCCAGGGAAGGAUGUGGCUGACCGCUGGUACGACGAGGUCAAACAAUACAACUUCAACCGCCCCGGCUUCUCCUCUGGCACAGGUCAUUUCACAGCAAUGGUGUGGAAGGGCAGUAAGAAGCUGGGUGUGGGGAAGGCCAGUGCGCCAGAUGGCUCGUCAUUCGUGGUAGCCAGGUACUUUCCAGCAGGGAACAUCACCAACCAGGGACACUUUGACAACAACGUCCUGCCGCCCAAGGACUAAGGAACAUACUGACCCAUCCAAAAGACAUUUGCACUUUGACUUGUGACCUUGACUUAUAUAUACAAUAUAUAUAGUGUGUGUGUGACAACCACUGUGACUUAACACAUGCAUGAACAAAAAUCUAGGCACACCAUUGACCAAACCAUGCCAGCUGUGCCUUCCGGAGGUGUACCAGCCACCCAAUUGGGUUUCGCCCUACUCAUUCCAUCGUUAGUGGGGUAGGGAUUUUACACAU